Neurospora tetraspora is the source of this 444-nucleotide messenger RNA. RefSeq lists its product as uncharacterized. The transcript has 2 exons. NCBI's taxonomy places the organism in Eukaryota, Fungi, Ascomycota, Sordariomycetes, Sordariales, Sordariaceae. The record is from RefSeq and is a predicted model, not a curated record. Bases 1 to 444 code for a protein of 147 amino acids.
AUGAUUGCUCGCGCUAAGGAGGUUUCUGAGCUCUUUCCGUCUUGGUCCUGGGCGUCAUGUGCCACAGAGAUCUUUUUCCAGACCUUUCUACCGGGCAGCCAUCACCACAUUGAGGAUAUGGUUCAGGUUGAGUCCAUACAGCCGGGUCAACCACUUGGACCGGAAGCUCCCUACAUCGCUUUUGAGACAUCCUCUCGCAUCGUCUUGCGCGGUCUACUGGACGCAAAGUUCAACACCGAGCAAGUUUUUGAGCAAUGGGCUACCUCUCUCGACGGAACCAUGAAUGGACUGGAAGUUCUGGUGUCCUACGACAGUGACCGGAAUGUCAAGUUCGACACAGACAUUGUGUUUGACCGACCAAUGCCUGAGACGAUCAAGCAUCAAGAUCUGAGGCUCCUUCCCAUAAGGUUGUACUGCCAGUUUCUUUUCUACAACUACCUCUGA